Python bivittatus (Burmese python) is the source of this 1686-nucleotide messenger RNA. Lineage: Eukaryota; Metazoa; Chordata; Lepidosauria; Squamata; Pythonidae. The record is from RefSeq and is a predicted model, not a curated record.
CAGGCGGGUGUUUCUGUGCCGCGAUGUCGUUGUGAUUUGCUCUCAUUGAUUAGGAAGGAAACAAAAACACCUCCGAGUGUUGUGCGUGUGCACGAGCAACGGUUUAGGUUUUUUUUUUUUUUUUAGGGAAGGCUUCCUUCGCCUGUUCGUGUAGGGCAGCUGUCUGCUGGCGGCGAUUCCCUGUAAGUUGCCUGCCACGCAUCGGCAGAAAGGCGGCAUGGAGUGCAAGCUGGAAGCUCACCGUAUCGUCAGCAUCUCGCUAGGCAAGAUGUACAGUGCGCGGGGUCAACGUGGCGGGGUGAAAUUGCACAAAAAUCUUCUCGUGUCGCUUGUCCUGCGCAGCGCCCGGCAAGUCUACCUGAGUGAACUCGAUUGCUCCCCUGCGCCUCCUCUCGCCGCCGGCUGCUGCUGCUGCUGCUCCUCUUUCGUGAGCGAAGCUGGCAAACGGCCGGCGGAGGCUCCUCCUGCGCUCUACUGCUCCAGAAAGCGGAACGCUGCUGUGAAGCCCGACGGCGGGACCGAGGAACCGUCUCCGGGGAGCUCGCCGCUGAAGAAGGUCCGCAGGGAGGAAGAGGACGACAUGGAGACGGGCAAUGUGGCCAGUCUCAUCAGCAUCUUCGGCUCCAGUUUCUCUGGACUACUCAGCAAAAAGUCCUGCGGGGGCGAGAGGGAAGGCAGCAGCCAGCGGGGAAGGCGGCAAGAGGAGGAGGAAGAGGAGGAGGAGGCGGCAGGAGCGGCUGAGGCAGAGCCCGGGCAAAUCUGUUGCGAGGAGUCGGUGCUGCGGAACCUCAACCCCUGGAGCACGGCUAUCGUGGCCUUCUGAACUUCUUCAUCCUCCCCAGCUGAUCCCGGGGGCAGAAUUUGGGACCGCAUCGAUUCAGAAGCUGGAGGGAAUUGGUUUGCGGGCUCCGAGGGCUCCGGCUUGCGCGUCGCUCCAGGCGCUGCCCCUCCUUAAGGAGAGGCGGGGGCUGUGGUGGUGGGACUCCAUCAGAGCAGCCCCCUUCACGCUUCUCUCCUGAGUGCCCUUGGCGGCAGUGUCUCAUUCUGCAUGAAAGCAUUUCGGCUUGUUUCCACCUGCUCCGAAUUUCCCUUCCCCCUUUCUCUCUCCCCCCACCUUCAAGCUUUUGGGAAGGUUAGAACAGACCCCUUGUUAUCCUACCAUGCAGAGCGUGUUCCCUAAGCAACCACUGCAGUUUGCUAUAAGUCUCAGAUGACAUUUGGGACCAAAGGAAGGAGGGCUUUCUUACCCUGCUAGGGUGCAUUGAUGAUGGUGCUGCUGGGGUGUGUUAACAAAUCUAUGGUUUGGAGUUCCCUGGGGCUUUUAUUGCUCCUGGUCUUUGUUAUAUAAAGGCCCUUGAAGGAAGGUGGGUCUUAAUGGAUGUUUUGUACAGUAUGCUCUUUCUCUGGUUGUGUUUUGUAUGAAAUGUAACUGCGUGUGCAACACGUAUUAAAUAUUUUGACAUUGUUACAUUACACAUGUGUUUCUGCAAUCUCUGGGCUGGGGAUUUGGGCAAGGAUUGGGGAUGGAGUGUGCAGAUGCCAAGUACAGACCCCUCCAUGCUGGCUGGAGUGAUGGCAGACCCAUGUAUCAGGAGAGCAUCAGGCUAGGAAAGGGCAAUUUAGGAAUAAUCUCUUUUCUAAACAAUAGUUUAGCGUGGGAAUUGGCAAAUGGCAGUCCUUGAGUGA